This is a messenger RNA of Cinara cedri, 330 nucleotides long. The record is from the annotation of a GenBank genome assembly. Lineage: Eukaryota; Metazoa; Arthropoda; Insecta; Hemiptera; Aphididae.
AUGGGGGGCGGCAAGAAAAUCGCUUCGCCUCGAUAUCCCGGACGCGCCACCGCCGGCCGCGCCGGAACAGACCGCGGGCCGGGCGUCGCCGUACGUUAUUGUUACGCGCCGACGGCGUCUCGACGGUCGCCGAACCGGAGCGCUUUCGGACGAGACGCUUCGCGGGGCCGGCCGGCCGCUCGUGUCCGCAACGAACCGCGCGGACUAACACAGCGUCGCCGUAGUCGUACGGUCGCACGCGAGACGCCGGAGACGCGGGGUGCGCGCCGCGCCACCGAAUAUCGGCGUGUCUCGUCGCCGUCAGCCUCCGGACGCCGUGUCCGAGCGUGA